AUGUAUGGCAAAGCUAAGGCGGUCUUUGUCAAGGCCAAUGUGAACAAUACCCAAGAGGUAAAGGAAAUGGUAGAAGCUGCUGUGAGGCACGGUGGUAGACUGGACGUACUAGUCAAUAACGCUGGCCUCGGCAGCACUUCAGGAUCUCCUUUUGUCCAUGACCUGAAAGAAGAGGAUUGGGACCGUGUUCUAAACGUGAAUCUUCGUGGGACGUUCCUGACCAACAAGUACUCCCUGCGACAGAUGAUUAAUCAAACAGCAAUACCACUUCCUUCAGCAUCUACCUCUUCUUCACCACCACCAGGCUCCGGUUCCACUUCAUCCACCACAGACCUCUCUGAGCACCCUCUCGCACGUCGCGGUACCAUCAUCAACGUCAGCAGCAUGCUCAGCACAAUAGCAUUACCGGAUGGCACUGCCGCGUAUUGUGCAUCGAAAGGCGGAGUACUCAACUUGACCAAGCAGUUGGCUCUAGACUAUGCGAGGUAUAAAAUCAAUGUCAACGCUUUAUGUCCUGGUUUUCUCAAAACAGCAAUGACAUCAGGAAACUGGGGUAAUGAAAAGACGAACGCGGAGAUGAUAAGCACGACGCCGUGGGGUCAAUGGGGACGAGCGGAAGAUGUCGCGAGGCUGGCUGUGGCGUUGGCGAGCGAGGAUGCAGCUUGGGUUACUGGGGAAGGGGUUGUUGUUGAUGGUGGGUAUAGUGCACAGUGA
Messenger RNA from Lithohypha guttulata, 714 nucleotides. RefSeq lists its product as uncharacterized. The transcript has 4 exons. The coding region runs from base 1 to 714 and encodes 237 amino acids. The record is from RefSeq and is a predicted model, not a curated record. Gene Ontology annotation, molecular function: oxidoreductase activity, acting on the CH-OH group of donors, NAD or NADP as acceptor. NCBI's taxonomy places the organism in Eukaryota, Fungi, Ascomycota, Eurotiomycetes, Chaetothyriales, Trichomeriaceae.